Messenger RNA from Malurus melanocephalus (red-backed fairy wren), 4133 nucleotides. RefSeq names its product chromosome unknown C2orf49 homolog (gene TSLIG2). The record is from RefSeq and is a predicted model, not a curated record. Gene Ontology annotation, cellular component: tRNA-splicing ligase complex. The transcript is spliced from 5 exons. Bases 48 to 773 code for a protein of 241 amino acids. Gene Ontology annotation, biological process: embryonic morphogenesis. NCBI's taxonomy places the organism in Eukaryota, Metazoa, Chordata, Aves, Passeriformes, Maluridae.
CCCCGCGCGGGCUGCUGGGAGUCCGGGAAGGGCCGCCGGGGGAGAAGAUGGCGGCGCAGGGAAGGGCCCGGGCGGGCGGCGGCGAGGAGGAGCGGGAGUCCGGGCGCUCGGAGACGGAGCUGCUGCUGCACCCGGAGCUGCUCUCGGAGGAAUUCCUGCGGCUCACCCUGGAGCAGAAAAAUAUAUUAGUCGAAAAUGAUGUAAAGAUGGACAAAGAUGGRCUCACUGAUCUCUACGUUCAGCAUGCCAUUCCCCUGCCUCAGCGUGACUUGCCAAAAAGUAGAUGGGGGAAAAUGAUGGAAAAGAAAAGACAGCAAAAUKAUUUGAAAAGUGAGAAUAAAAGCAUUACAACAGUGGAAGGCUUAAGGAAACGGCCCUUAAUUGUAUUUGAUGGGAAUUCAACAAGCACAAGCAUAAAGGUGAAAAAGACCGAGAAUGGAGCUGCUGACCGCCUGAAGCCUCCUCCAGCUGGAAGCACCACUAACACAGUUAGAAGAUUAUCAGUUCCUUCAAAUGCCUCAACAUACAUUUCUGCCUCCAGUUUGUCAGAGGACGCUAAACUGGGAAUAAAGAAUAAUGAGGCUAAACAGAACAAUAUUUCAAAGACUAACAGCAGUAUGUUGACGAAUCUGAAGGUGUACCCKUUGUCUCCAAUAGCAGGAACUACUGUUGUGAAGUUAAAGAGAUCUGUUCCAAAAGAGGAACCUGAUUUGCCGAGUGACCUAAAGCCUUCGGAAGCAAAGAAGAAAAUCCAGCAUGUUACAUGGCCAUGAAGUAGCUAAUGGAGUGUAGAAUUUGCAGUGCAAGUCAGGUUGGUAAUAAGAGAUGAACUAUUUUAACAGCAUUGCUUCAAAUUGAAGUUUCUCUUGAUGUAUGAAAAUAAGGAAUGCAUAGAUGGAAAUACGCAAUUAGACUCUUUGAUAGGAAACUUCGAGAGGAAGUAGUGGAUGGAUUAGUGCCAUGUUCUCUUAAGUACACAGACAUAUUUCAUACAUGCAUAAAUGUAAAAAUGUGCCAAUGUAGCAAAUCUGAUURUUUUCCUGGUUACAAUCAUGCUUAUAAAAUAUGGGGAAAACCAGUGGAAUGCAGACCAAUGCUUACUCAUCUUACAAACAGUUGGAGAGGGAUGUGGAUAGGAAGACAGAAGUACCUUGAGAGCAUUAACACGUCAUUACACUYGUUUUCCCUUCCUUUGAUAAUUUAAGAUSGAUUUUGCUUUUCUGUGAAACUUGRUGUUUCAUCUGGAUUAUUGGUAGUGCCUCACAGGCCAAAAAUCCAGUUAAGUUGAUGGAAACAUUUUUAUUAAAACUCAGUGGCUCAAGGUGAAGCCUAUUUAGAUCAGUUUUAGAUAUGGAUGGUAAAUAAGAAUAWCAAUGCUCCCAGACUUGGUAAAACMAAAAAAGAAUCCACUUCCGAAUCCACUUAGUUAACYCAAUAAAAGAAGCUCGGCAGUGAUCUGAAAGCUUGUUUACGUUUUUAACACUGGUUUAUAUUGAAACCAAAAACCGUAGCUAAGUUCAUUACUUUACAGAAGUUCUCCUUUCACUGUUACAAUGUAAAAGGCACUUCUUGAAUGCUGUAAAAUGGUAAGAAUGUGUGUUUUGAAAUGGUGUGCUGUUUUCCUUUUACUAAACACUUGUGCAGUUUUUGUACUUGAGUACAGSAAACUUUAACGUAAUGUACAUUUUGUAUGUAAAGACUUGUCUUUUAAGUAGCCUUAUCCUAUUUAAAUAAAUUAAAAGCAAACAAAGCAGUGCUGACUUGUUUUUGUGAUGUAAUUAAGCAUUUUCAUUUCAUACAGUUGUAUUUCAGUGCACUUGAAGUGAUCAGCACUUAAAGCUUACAAGGUAAAAGGGUCAGUAGCUGCUUUGCAGCUGUAGCAGCAGUUAGUGUCAUGUACUGUUUUUUGCACUAGUGUAACAGUCUGGUGGGAAUUCUGUUUUGUGGUUGGCUUCUUGUCAGUGCUCUAGAGUCUGGGAUGUAUUUUAUAUAGUUCCAGUUGCUAGGAGCACGUGUGUUUGUGUGUUUUAUGGAGGGAUAUGCAGAACUGUGCUGGAAUAAUAGCGUGAUGCUGCUGUUACAUAGUAGCAAUCCUGUUUUCAGGCSGGGAUGCUUUCCAGCCUCAUCAUGUUUCGCCCACUUUUCCCCAAAGCUGGGGCCAUUUGUAGCACUUGGGAGGCAACAUGUAAGCCAUGCUGCUCCUAUUGCCUUCUUAGAAUCAUCAAGGUUGGGAAAGACUUCAAGAUCAUCUAGGUCCAACUUUCCGCUGAAUUUCACAUGCACACUGAAUUAGAUCAUGAAGARUCAUGUCUACUGYUUUUUUGAACACUUCCAGGGUGAUUCCACCAUUCCCUSGGAGCCUGUUCCAGUGCUUUAUGACAUCMAGUAAAGAAAAUUUUCCCUAUAUCCAGCCUGACAAUUUGAGGCCGUUUCCCCUUGUCCUAUGGCUAGUUGUCUGAGAGAAGAGGCCAAGCCCCACCUUUGCUACGAUCUUCUUUCAGACAGUUGUCAAGAGCAGGAAGGUCUCACCUCUGCCUUCUUUUCUCCAGGAUAAGCAACCCCCAGCUUCAGCCCCUUYACCAGCUCCAUURCCUUUCURUGGACAUACUCCAGCACCUCAAUGUGCUGCGAGUAGUGAGGGGACUAAAACUGAACACAGGACUCGAGAUGUGGCCACUUAUCAGUGCCUUUAGCUCAARGUAAUCUUUCUUCUAUCAGCAGAGUAUUAGAGCAGAGCUGCAGUGUGCUGGGGAAUUGGCAGACCCCAGAGGAGAGAGAGGGAGUGAGGUGUUUGCCCUCCUUUUGGAGGUGUGCAUAUAAGAGUGAUUUUUGUUGCUAUUUGCUGUAGCUUUCAUCAUAGAGUGAAAUCACCAAGGGUUAGCAUUUAGCCACUUAAUGAAUUCUGAUUAGCACAGUGUGCACUUCAAAAAUGUCACCCAGCCAACUUCUUAAAAUGGCUUGCAAUAAACUAAACCUGAUCUGAUACAUCUAUUUAGCUUGUAGAAUCAAUGAGAAGGGAAUGACCUGUGAGCGCUUUGCACUUGGUACAAAGAAACAAAGUCAAGAGUGGUGGCAGAAACUAGGACCAAAAUUUCCCUACCUAACUAAACACUAAGUACAUCCCUAAAUCUUAUGUUCACAUCCAAAGAUUCCUGUUGGAGGUGUGACAUAUUUCUUUCCUCCUUUUUCUGGACACAAAUGAAUUCCAUCUCAAAGAUGUACUGGGACCGUAAUUUGCAUAACGUGGCCAUAUUUCUUGGAGUUUGCUUUGGAAAAAGGUUUACCUUCCUUUGUAUUGUUUCCUUUUGAUGUUAUUGUCUUGCCAGCRUGCUGUUGUUGACUGUUGCCUCUGAGGCAAACAUGUAGUGGAAAUUAUGCUACAACAAAGGGUAUUACGUAUCCCAAUAGAGAACAAAAUUAAAGAAUGCCCUACUAUAGAAUUUUCUAACUUUCGCAAAGAUGAAUGUCUUUUGAGUUGUCUUGACCUCCUUACUUGCUGAGAAGAAAAAUAUUUUGGGUUUGAGAUUAGAGCCUAUGAACACAUUUUUAUCAUCUGCAGUCAGUUCAGUGUUUUUACACACUUGUUCAUUUUUGAUGAUAAUUUUCCCACUGACUUCAAUUAGUAGAAGAUUAUGUUGUAAAGCACGGGCCUUCUGAGAAUUGUCUAAACUUCACAYCCCCAAAAACUGGGUGCAAAAGGGGCUGUGUUUGUAUAUAUUGUGUUUCUUCAGAAUGUGAAAGAAUUUUUGUAAAUAUGUAAAUACAAUGAAGCCACAAUCACAGUUUUGUUUUAAACAAUUUUAUUUUGAAAAAUACAAUGUGCAGUGUAAUGUCAACUAACUGUAAUACUGACACCGUCAAUCAGAACUUGUACUUCACACAAUGAUCAGCUAGUCAUGCAAUAAAAUAUGUACCUGUCAUGAAGCACUCCCACUUCCACUGUUUCAUCGUUAUCUCUUUAUAGCAUGUCACAAAUCCAUGUACGUUAAAACACAUUCUACUUUUGCAGCCUUUUACAGAUUUGACAGCACACUCUACUCACAUAGCUCAAGAGCACCUGGAUGAGGCCAGCCUUAUUGGAAUUGARUGGCCUUUGCCAUUGAUUUCAGUGGGCUGAAGGCUUCACCCUGAAU